Bicyclus anynana (squinting bush brown) is the source of this 889-nucleotide messenger RNA. RefSeq lists its product as uncharacterized. The record is from RefSeq and is a predicted model, not a curated record. Gene Ontology annotation, cellular component: transcription regulator complex; nucleus. Gene Ontology annotation, biological process: regulation of transcription by RNA polymerase II. The transcript is spliced from 3 exons. Bases 144 to 821 code for a protein of 225 amino acids. Lineage: Eukaryota; Metazoa; Arthropoda; Insecta; Lepidoptera; Nymphalidae.
UUCAAUGUAGUGUUUGUAAACAAAUCAAAUAAUUUAUUUUUGUAAAAUUAAGUGCAAUAUGUAUGUUUAAAAUGUUAGAUAAAGUUAUAGUUUUACCAGUACAUUAAAAAAUUAACCAAGAUUGCGGCUGUGUGCAAUACAAAAUGAUAUCCGAUUUCGCGAAAGAAAAGGUGUUUUGGACGCAAAGAAUGAACCUACGUUUAGUUAAGUUUAUAGAAAAAAGACCCAACAUAUGGAAUCCAAAACACCCCAAAUAUACCUCAGUAGCUCAUAGAGAUAAGAUUUACAAUGAGUUCGCUGCUAGAUACGGGAACGAUUUUACCGGUCAGGCGGUCAAAGAGAGAUGGACGAAUAUACGUUCGACUUUCGCCAAUCAUUUGCGUAAAAUCAAGACUAGUGAAGCUAAUGGACAGGAAUACCAAGUCAGUUGGCAUUUAUGGAAUGCAUGUCAAUUUCUGAGGAAAGUAAGGAGAGGACAGAAAACCUGUAAAGAAAAUGAUAAUGAUGAGACUGUACCAAAUGAUGGGGAAGAAUACCAAAGCGGGGAAGAAACUUCUAAUAACAUCCUCUCAAAUAGUGGCGACUCUAUGUGCAAAAGUAUAGCUGAAAAUUUAUUUACCAUAUUUAAUGGAGUCAAAAAUGGUGGACUUGAACUAGAAAAUACUAAAUAUGGGAAAGUUGGGCGUUUGGUUACAAAAAAACUAAAUCAGAUGAACUCCUUUGAAGCAGCAAAAACUUCUCAGAAAAUUUUAGAUAUAUUGUUACUCUAUGAUAGAGAAAAUCCCUUGAAUCCCAACAAUUACAAGACUGAAAGUGUUUAAAAAUAUAAUUAUUUUUUAAUGAUUUAAGUAAUACUAAAAUAAAAUAUUAAACAGCUCAUUUGGCUUUU